Molecule: messenger RNA, 227 nt
Organism: Arvicola amphibius (Eurasian water vole)
Lineage: Eukaryota; Metazoa; Chordata; Mammalia; Rodentia; Cricetidae
Product: 40S ribosomal protein S28-like
Exons: 1
Coding region: 1-210 (69 amino acids)
Biological process (GO): translation; ribosomal small subunit assembly; maturation of SSU-rRNA
Cellular component (GO): ribosome; cytosolic small ribosomal subunit
Molecular function (GO): structural constituent of ribosome
Source: RefSeq, a predicted model, not a curated record
AUGGACACGAGUCACGUGCUGCCCAUCAAGCUCGCUAGGGUAACCAAAGUGCUGGGCAGGACCGGUUCGCAGGGACAGUGCACGCAGGUACGUGUGGAAUUUAUGGACGACACCAGCCGCUCCAUCAUCCGAAACGUCAAAGGUCCCGUUCGAGAGGGAGAUGUGCUCACCCUAUUGGAGUCAGAAAGGGAGGCUCGGAGGUUGCGCUGACCUUCCUGCUGGGUCCU